AUGCCUUCCAAAGCUUCUAAGAGGCACUCCUGGUAUGGAUUUCUCUCUCUAAAAGGGCAUUCGUUUGAGUCCACGUCACAUGAUUCGCAAUCACGUCAUAGUUCUACAUCUCACCACUCUCAAACUGAGUCUAAAGAGAAGACUAGAGUUCUUCAUACAGAGACCAAUAGGGAUCUUGUCAUCAACUUACCCCCAGAUUCGGAUUCUCAUAGAACAACGCAUCUCAAUAUGAUUCUUGAUGAUGAUGGUGAUCAAAGCAGUUUAUAUAAGCCAUCAUCGUCACCGAUUGAGGCUCCAACUCCGGUCUCAGUUCCCGCUGAGGAUUCGCCCUUUGUCUCGGUCUCUCCUUCUCCUUCCGUUCAUGUACAAAGUCCUAUCUCUGGGCAAGAACCUUCUUCUUCUUACUAUCCCAGCGAAGUUACCUUACCAAAAGCACUGUCUGAGCAGGAGUCUAUCGAUGAUGAAGAACAGAAGUCAUUCAGAGAAAGGAAAAGAGAGGUUCUUAAGUCGAAAAGACGACCUCCUCCAAAGGAUUCUGGAGCAGCCAUAGUUGAUGCUCAACUAAAUAAGUCUGCAUCGUCUAUUCUUGCCAAAAUCAACGAUGAGAUCGAGAACUUACGUGGUAUCCAAAGGAAUGACUCCGAUAUUAUUGAUCAACAGAGUAGUCAAUUGGAAAAUCGAUUAAAUGAGAAGGAUCCUAUUAAAUCUACUCCAGAUUCGACGUCAGACAGUGUUCCUGACUUUUUGGGGAGUCCACAGGAUGAUCUUAUUGAUAACUCUCCUCUACAGAGUCCUUCGUUUCAAUACAGACGAGUUGCCGACCUGCGAGACGAGCUUCCUGAAGAAGUGACGCCUGUUUUAGUUUCCCAAAAACCACAACCGGCUUCUGUUGUUAGUUCUGUCACACCUCGGGACUUGUCCAAAAGUUUGCUCGUCCAAUCCCCACUGCUGACAGAUCUUCAUAGUUUCACCACUCCGAGUCCCCGAACUUCCCAGUUGGCAGCACUGGAUGGUUCCGUAAAGCCGGAUGCAAUGUCUCCUGUAUCAGGGUAUUCUACAGUUAGUGAGGACAAGUUCUAUGAUGUUACUGAGGGAAGAAAAGAUCCUGAUGUAGCUCCAGCUGGUGCUACGGCCAUUCCUGUCGCAACUGGCUCUAGCUCUACCUCUAGUUUUUCCACUACUGCUUCUUCGCAAAGGAAUUAUCCUUCUGAAACUCUCUCUCCAGUGAAUUCUUCACUCCAGGCUUCGCCAUCUCCUCCCCGCCAAUUUUCGUCGUCCUCAUCUCGUGAGCUUAUCCUUCCUACACCAAUAGACGAGCAAGGUGAAGGUUUCAGAACCCCUCCAUCUCAUGAACAUAAUGAAAGCUUGGUUUUCUCACCUCCAAGAUCCCUUAUCCUUUCCUCUCCGAUGACCGAUAGAUAUCCUGAAAACUUUGAAGUGGAUGGAUCUAGCAAUACAACCAGUGCAGAAGAUGAUGAUGAGGGUGAACUUUCCUUUGUGGCAAGAUCUCCUUAUCAAUCUGUCCGGGGUGUCAUCAACGAGCCUCAGUCCGUGCACAAAAUGGUGGUUGUAAAUCCAUCCGAGGGAAGCAACCAAAGUAGUCCUAGGAUGAACGACGGUAGUGGGACCGAAAUCAUGGCCUUACAAGAGUCUUCGUCGGUCACUUCAAGUACUACAUCCACAAGUGAGUCUGUUAAUACUCCUAAGGUGGAGAAGGAGAUGUUAGUUAUUCCUGGAGGCGCUGCACUAGCGUCUGAAGCUCAGCCCAUGGAAUCGCGUAGUUCUGCGUCCAACCAUAAUAGAGGUUCCUUUUCAUUUUCCACAACAUCUUCUUCUGCAGCUGCUGCCGCUGCUGCUGUGGCUGUCGGUGCCACUGUUAUUCCUACCACCUACGAUCGUCGGGAAGAGCCGGUUGUAGAACCAUUGGCACAUUCUUCAGUGGUUCCAGUUGCAGCGGUGGCACCUGGACAAACGGGGGAGUCGAUCAAAAGAAGGAGGCCUCCGCCUGACUUCCCCAGCGAGGGCAGGGGAAAAAGAUCGAUUUCUGUAUCUACCGCUAAUCCUGGAUUGUUCGAUAGUACGGCUACGAAAUCCCGAAUAUUGUCAGCCAAUGAGGAUGGAAGAAAGGUUGAAGAUGGUUUCGUGAGGUUUUCAGGACUAGAGACUGAACCGAAGGACAAAGGUCGCAAAUCUCUAUACAUUGAAAGAUUAAGAGCUGGAGGGAUGGCUAGUUUUACAGCCCAAGAGCCGUCGUAUAGGGUACUCCCUAUUGCAGUAAGACCCACGAAUCCCGGUCACAGAAGGACGCCUUCUCAUCAGGCCACAAUUGUGUCUCUACAAAGUUCCUUGAAACAUGGUAACCUACGUCCGAAGACACGAAUGUUGGCCUCUGAAAUCGAUGAUAGCGAACUCCCAGACUCUAAAUUGAGUCACGAUUUAGCCAAGACGAAGGUUCCUACAGAUCCAGAUGCGGAAAUUAUCGAGGUUACUAACCAAUUGAAGAGGCUGACUGCAGAUCCCGCCCAAUUAAUUCGGUACUCUCAGGAUCAAAGUGGAUUGAACCGGUUUUCGAGUGUUAGAUCUGCCAAAGGGUUGUCCCUGGGCGGAAGGGAUUUGAAGUUGUUUAUUGCCAACCCCGACGAAAGUGACGAAGAAUGA
This is a messenger RNA of Brettanomyces nanus, 2658 nucleotides long. RefSeq lists its product as uncharacterized. NCBI's taxonomy places the organism in Eukaryota, Fungi, Ascomycota, Pichiomycetes, Pichiales, Pichiaceae. Bases 1 to 2658 code for a protein of 885 amino acids. The transcript has a single exon. The record is from RefSeq and is a predicted model, not a curated record.